Messenger RNA from Chrysemys picta bellii (western painted turtle), 3240 nucleotides. The record is from RefSeq and is a predicted model, not a curated record. NCBI's taxonomy places the organism in Eukaryota, Metazoa, Chordata, Testudines, Emydidae.
ACCGAGGGCGCCCCCUAGCGGCCGCUCGCAGCCCGGCUUUCCGGGAGAGACGCCGCUUGGCCGCCCCCGGACCGGCUCAGGCGAAGCGGCCGGGAGCCGGCCAUGAAAUCGGCCUUUGUCACCGUGGGGACGACCAGCUUCGAGGAGCUGAUCGCCGCGGUGACCGCCCCGGAGACUCUCCAGGUCUUGCGGAGCCUCGGCUACGGCCGACUCGUCCUGCAGGUUGGCAGAGGGGCGGCGGCCCCGGCCCGGUUCCGCACGGCGGCGUUUACACUGGAGGUGUUCCGGUUCAAGGAGUCGCUGGCUGAGGAGCUUGAGAGAGCGGAUCUGGUGAUCAGCCACGCAGGUGCAGGCACUUGUUUGGAGACACUGGAAAAAGGAAAACCACUCUUGGUGGUGGUAAAUGAAAAGUUGAUGAACAAUCAUCAGCUAGAAUUAGCCAGGCAACUAUACAGAGAUGGACACCUCUUUUACUGUACUUCACGCUUUUGGAGUCAUUGAAGUCAAUCAAUUUGUCAACACUGAAACCCUUUCCUCCUGGACAGCCAGAAAAGUUUGCUGCAUUCUUGGACAGAGUUAUUGGAUUUGAAUAACUAAUCCAGAAAAAUGAAAACGUUAGUAUGUGAUCAAAUUCUUCUAAUGUCACUUCAUUAAUAGGAAAAUCCACUUAUUCGAACCAACACUUUUUGUAUCAACUGAACAUAAAUAUGCCUGUUCAAUUUCAACUGACAUUAAAUAUUUUCCCAUUUAAUGCCAAUUUAAAAUCUACUGGCAUCAUGCUUCAAGUAACACAGUAGAGGUAUAGGGUUAUUUUUUGUUUGACAACUCUAUCUAAAGGACUUAUCUAGCAAGAGCCAAGGAGAGCCAGAAACUAAAGGCCCACAACUUGACUCUUGCAGACAAGGUCCAGAUGGCAAAUCCAGCUAACAGACAAAAAGAUGUUUCCUUGCAAUUUUCAGUCUCAACUGUGUGUAAGAUCUUAAAGAGAAAGAGAGAAAUCCUAAACGAGUAGCACAAUAGUUCAAACUACAAUCAAAAAUGGCAAUGGGUGGGGAAAAACGGGGUAGAGGAGGCAAUUCUACGCUGGUUUGUUCAUUCACAUCAUCAGAACACAUCAAUUACAGGCGAGUUACUGAUCAGGAAAGCAUAAAACAUUGCAACAGAAAUGGGACUUGAAAAUUUUGAACCAGUCAACAGGUGGCUUUACUGGCAGAAAGCAUGAACUAACAUUGUAUUUAAAUGGAGCCACGGUGAGAGAGAUACUGGUAUCUGAACUCAAGCACUGGACAACAGAUGUCCUACCUUCAGUCUUGGCCAAAUUCUCUUUGGAGGACGUUUAUUGCUGAUUUACUUUACAGCAAUCCCAGAGGAAAUUCUGGUCUUUAAAAAGUCAUAAUUAGCAGCAAAAUAGCAAAGGAAAGAGUCACUGUUCUUGUGUGUGAAAGCCAAACAGGCAAAGAUAAAAUGAAAAUUCUUGUGAUUGAAAAAAGGAAAAUGCCAUGUUGUUUUCCUGGUGUCCCCUCCCUGUCUACGAUCUAUAAAGCAAACAGGAAUGCAUAAAUGAUUGUCAUCAGAGUCACUGAAUGGCUUAUGAACAUUGACCAAGAGAUGAGGGGAAAACAAAGGGAAAAUUGCAGUGAUUCUCAAUUGUUCAGCCCAUCCUAUACCGGAAUUUACAAAUGUGAAACUGAACUUUCUGCUGCCCUGUACAAUUUCUCUACACCAGACUACAACUGAAGGGGUCAUUCACAAUUUAAAGCUCCAUUAUAGAAAGAUCAUGGUGCAUAAAAUCUUCAUGCAAACUGAUGGUGGCACAGCAAAUGUGAGAAAGUCCACAAAAGAUCUUGGUGUUUUGGAUGGUGUUUAUGUUGCAUAGUACCAGGCUGGAGGUAACAACUUUGUCAGUUGUAACUGAAAAGUUGGUUUUGCAGCUGACAUCAAGGAAAUCACACUCUUAUCUUGGAGGACUUUUCAGCUGAACUUGGUGAGACUUAUGUCCUUGGCUGAUUUACAUGAAUACUCUAAUACAGAUGCUGACCUUGAAUGCUUAAGUCAGAUGACAUAAUUAAGAUCUUUGUAGAUCAGUUUUGGAGCCUACUGAAGUGAACAAAACUGGGGAGGAAGAUGCAGUCCUAAAACUAACCAAAGAAGCUGUUUUUAGAACAAGCUUUUGGUUGUAGUGAAGUGAAUAAAAUUAUUACUUAAUCCAUUCUACAGUUUGAUAAAGCCCCAGUCUCUGUCAGCAUCAUCUGAUCCCAUCUACAAGGCCAAAUAGUGUUUUAACCAUAUUGGGAAUUAAUGUGAAACCAGGCCCUCCACCACAGCAGCUUCUUUUAUAAUAUAGCCUGGUCCACACUUGGAACAGAACUGUACUAGUUACACUUAUGUUGAUACAUAGUUUUUAUCAAAGUUCUAACCACUUCUCCCAGAUCACUGCAGUGUGGUUGGGUUUUGUUUUAUACUAACAGUCACACGCAGUGGUACGCUGCUAAAAAGUUAGUCUUUGACAAAAUUCACUAGCACAAUUUUCAGGAGAAAAAGAAUCCCUGUCCACACUGACUGACACCCUGCUAGUUACACCCAUAUCAACAACCAUGUUUUAGUGUGGUUCUGAUCACUGUAAGUAGGAUACAAGCCAACCGAAGCCUAAAUUAAUGUGCUCUUCCUCUAAAUGCUCUUUAAAUGUGUUUGUAUGUGAAAGCUGACAGUGAUGCGGUUCCAAAUGUCACAGUAUAUGUGAACACAAACGAUUGAAACAAAUUAAUUUUAUUUCAUUAAUGCCUAUUGAGCUAGGCAGCAUACAUACUUAAUAAAAAGACAGUCCCUCCUCCUAAACGUUUAUAAUUUGUUUUGAUAUUUUCCCCCUAAAUUUAGCUGUGUGAUUUUGGACAUGCAACAAAUAUGUGAAAGGGACAGAGCAGAACGGAAGCUUUUGUUUGGAGUAUUAAAGAGCUGAAAAGAGGAAAAUUGGCUCAACUUAAUAAUUUCCUAAAAAAAGUAUGAACACACACUGUGCAACAGAUUUCAGAAUUCUUAAUUUCAAUUAUGUACCUUCUGCUGACAUCUUUAUGUCAACAAAUGGUUUUUUUUACAUGUCAUAGCAUCAAAAAAGCAAGGCAAGGAAUCUGAUGUAUUUAUUCACAAAAAUGUACAGUGAAGUAAGGUUUGUAUUAGGGCUGUCAAGCAAUUAAAAAAAUUAAUUGUGAUUAAUCGCAUUAAUAAAAUACCAUUUAUUUUAAA